This is a messenger RNA of Equus quagga, 5856 nucleotides long. It is a transcript of the gene SLC25A32, whose product is annotated as solute carrier family 25 member 32. Gene Ontology annotation, molecular function: FAD transmembrane transporter activity; folic acid transmembrane transporter activity. The record is from RefSeq and is a predicted model, not a curated record. Gene Ontology annotation, biological process: nucleotide transport; folate import into mitochondrion. The transcript is spliced from 7 exons. The coding region runs from base 1 to 1401 and encodes 466 amino acids. Gene Ontology annotation, cellular component: mitochondrion. Lineage: Eukaryota; Metazoa; Chordata; Mammalia; Perissodactyla; Equidae.
AUGCCACUUCCGCUUCUUCUAGGCUGCUUCCUGUCACGUGACUUCCACGGUGUGGAAACCGGCCGCUUCAGUUGGACCUUGCGGCGCUUCAUAGUUUUGCGGACAAAGGUUGCCUGGGGGCGGUUGUUCAGCGGUGCUCUCCCGUGCACGUCCCUCUGCCGGUGCCGGCCACCGCGGCGGGCCAGGCAGGCGGGGACUCGGCGGCGGCGGACGCCCCGCCUCCGCGCUCUCCGCCGGCGUGCCCUACGCCUGCGCUGCUCUCACGCCCCUUCUGCGCCGCGGUCUCCGCUCCGUUCCUGUGCCCCGGCGUCUGAGGCCGCGCACCGGUCCCGGAAGUGGGCUCGCGCCCCGCGGUUCUGCUUCAGAGCGGCGACCGUCGCCACGGUGGCGGCCACUGCAUCUCGUCCCACCUCCGCCGCCCUAGGCGCGGUGGUGUCAGCGGGCCCCGAGCCUAUGACGGGCCAGGGCCAGUCGGCGUCCGGGUCGUCGGCGUGGAGCACGGUAUUCCGCCACGUCCGGUACGAGAACUUGGUGGCGGGCGUGAGCGGCGGCGUCCUGUCCAACCUCGCGCUGCAUCCUCUUGACCUGGUGAAGAUCCGCUUCGCCGUGAGUGAUGGAUUGGAACUGAGACCGAAAUAUAAAGGAAUUUUGCAUUGCUUGACCACCAUUUGGAAACUUGAUGGACUACGGGGACUUUACCAAGGAGUAACCCCAAAUGUGUGGGGUGCUGGUUUAUCCUGGGGCCUCUACUUUUUCUUUUACAAUGCCAUCAAAUCUUAUAAGACAGAAGGAAGAGCUGACCGUUUAGAAGCAACAGAAUACCUCGUCUCAGCUGCUGAAGCUGGAGCCAUGACCCUCUGCAUUACAAACCCAUUAUGGGUAACAAAAACUCGCCUUAUGUUGCAGUAUGAUGGUGUUGUUAACUCCCCACAGCGACAAUAUAAAGGAAUGUUUGAUACACUUGUGAAAAUAUAUAAAUAUGAAGGUGUGCGUGGAUUAUAUAAGGGAUUUGUUCCUGGGCUGUUUGGAACAUCACAUGGUGCCCUUCAAUUUAUGGCAUAUGAAUUGUUGAAGUUGAAAUACAACCAGAAUAUCAAUAGAUUGCCAGAAGCCCAAUUGAGCACAGUAGAAUAUAUAUCUGUUGCAGCACUAUCCAAAAUAUUUGCUGUAGCAGCAACGUACCCAUAUCAAGUUGUGAGAGCUCGUCUUCAGGAUCAGCAUAUGUUUUACGAGGGUGUAUUGGAUGUAAUCACAAAGACAUGGAGGAAAGAAGGCAUCGGUGGAUUUUACAAAGGAAUUGCCCCCAAUUUGAUUAGAGUGACUCCAGCCUGCUGUAUUACCUUUGUGGUAUAUGAAAAUGUCUCACAUUUUUUAGUUGACCUUAGAGAAAAGAAAAAGUAAGCUAAAAGAAGAUAAUUCCAGUACAUCUGCCCAAGGCAGCAACAUGCUUCUUUGUGUUUGAUAUGUAAAACUCAGAAGAACACUGCACAGCAACAUGGCUCAUAAUCGAAAUUGGUCUAUAAUGAUUAGAAGUUAAAGAACUGCUAAGUCUUCGCAAUGUUUUUCUGCUUUUUGCCUUCUCCAUAUGUAUGGGACUUGGCUACCUCUGCCUGAAAUGGCUGCCAUCAACACAACGGUAAAACUGACAUCAAGUGGAGAGUAUCACAGAUUUCUCCAUUUCAUUAUUCUAGUAGAAGCUGAUUUGCAGCAUUUGCUAAGUGGAUUAGAUGAAUGUGCUGCUUUUUCUGAACUUACUUGCCUGAAUUGGCUUUAAGAUCGACCUCUGUGCAAUAGCAAGAAAAUGGCUUCUUAAAAGAAUGUCAUUGCUGUUUCAAGAGUAAAUUAAAUUUUAAGGAUUUGCUGGAAAAGGUGUUGCCCAAAUCCAGACCAUUUUAGAGAACUGGGAAAUAUGGGUGAGAAAAAGAUCCACUAUAAAUGUGCUUUAGUUUUAAUUCAGUUGGAAUGCACUAAGUAGAGAAAUUUGAGAUGUACUUCCCUUAAUUUGAGAAAUAUCUGACAUCUGUUGUCAUUCCAUCACUAAUUUUAUUUCCAGAGGCUCUGCCGUAAUUUAAAAUGUAAUCCUGGAUCCAGUUAUUAUUUCUUUUGGUAUACGUACUUAUGUCAGCCCUCAUUUAGCAUGUUUGGCUAUAAAUCACUUAUUGGAGUUGCUAAUACAUCACCUUAUGCAGAUACUGGAAUGAUUAGGAUGUGUUUGUUGGCAAACUAUAUGGAAAUGAGAAACUUUAACUUCCUACUUCAGUUCUCAAAUAUAUAGGUCCAAAUCCCAAAUAAAUGAUUAAUUUACAUUGGUUGCUUAUAUUCAGGCUUAAAUAUAAAUUACAUUAAGGGCCUUUAUUCCUUCUACUUUUAUGAGUCAUUGUAAAUAUCUGUAAGUAUAAAGGCCUACCCCAAAAGGAUAUUAAUAUUUUUCUGUAUCAUAAACAUCUAUGAAUGCUGGUGCAUUACAUCUAUUUGUUGUAAAUAAAACAUUGUAGUUUUCAAAGCCAUAUUUAAAUGGUUCUUUGAAAAUAGGUCUAUUUUUUAUAUUUUGAAAAUGGCAUUGUUUUAAAAAUAAAGAUGAAGUAAGUACCUAGUUGUAUUUACUAUAAUCUCUUGUAAUCUCUUACUACAUAUAUAUAUAUAAAAUCUCUCUUACUAUAAUCUCUUGCACAGGAAUGCUUUAUAAAUUAAAUGUGAUGUAUUUUUUCAUACUUCUGGAUUGUACUAUAAUUCAUAUGAAAUCCUGAUAUUACUCGCUAUGUGCAGAGAGAAGCUGCAGUUAUUUGGAGUUUUAGAGGUAGUGCCAUUAUUUGAAUGCCUUCUCUGUGCCCCCCAAUUAAUAAAACAUAAUUCCUGUACUGUAAGAGCAUACAAGCUUGCAGAAUAACUACAUGUUCUACGUGUAAGCAUGCAACACGUACACUUCUAGAUUAAGAACAUGCGGGAAGAUUUUUACAAAGCACUGUAAGAGUUCUGAGAAAAGAGAACUUGUUCUCAUUGAACAACAAAUAGUUACUGAGCUUCUGCUCUGUGCCAGGGAUGUUACCAGCCAUUGAGGAUAUAUAGCAGAAAAUAAGCCAGACAACACUUCUGCCCUCAGGGAAUUUUCAUUUUAGUGUGAGUGACAGAAAACAUACAAAUGCAUAUGCAUAAUGUAAUUUUAGGUAUUAAAUGCUAGAAAUAAAACUAAAGCAGAGUUGGGAAUAGUGUUGUUCUGUUAAGUAGGAUAGUCGGGGUCAGGAAAGGUCUCACUGAGGGGUAAUAUUCCAAACAUCUUGACAUAAGUGAGGAAGAAGCCGCAGUGAGAGAGGAAACACAGAGAGAAUACAAAAUACAAACAAAGACCCUGAGAUAGGAAUUGACUUGGCUGGAGGGGAUGAGUGGCCAUUACAGGUUGGUGGGAAAGAGUGCAGGUUAGGGAGCCAGACUGUCUGGCCUCAUGUUUCAGCUUUCACAUUUUCUGUUUGACCUCAGGCAAAUCACUUGACCUCUCUCUGUUAUGUUUCCUCCUCUGUAAAAUGGUGUCUUAGGUCAGUUCCUUCGUAGCAACGCCUGAGAUGGGGAUUCUUGGGCAAGUGAUUUAUUGAGGGAGUGCUCUUAGGAGAACUCUGUAAUGGAGUAAGGAAACAGGAUAUGGCAGGGGAGGAAGAGUUUCAGAAGCUCAGCCUCCGCCUGAUCCUGCAGGGCGCUCAGCAGUGUGGAUUGGACCCCAGAGGUUGUCCUGCCCAGAGCUGAGGGGCUGGGCUAUUAUGUUCCUGCAUCAGUCAUUGACUACCUGCUUAGGAGGAGGAGGGGGUGAAGGGGAGGCUAGGUGCCUUGCCUCAGCCAAAAGCAAUCCUUCAAAUCAGGUGGAGGUGUGAGCUGUUAGUAGCCAACAUCUGCAGCAGCUGGGCCAUGGGUGCACCAGCCUUAUGAAAGGCAUCUGGGUGGGUGGGUCAUCGACAGCAUCUACACAAAUGAGGACAUCAAAAGUAUGCAGCUGAUAGGAUUAUUGAUAGGGUUAAAUAGAUUAAUCCAAGUAAAGUACUUAGCACAGUCCCUGGGCCAAUAAUCUUGGGCUGGGGCUAGAUCUUAAAGAGCAUGGUAAGGGGUUUAGACGGGAUGAGCCCUCAUUCUAGUGGUUGUAUGGAGAAACAAGAGAUAGGAAAGAAGCAGGGACACUAGUUAGUAGGCAGAUUUCUAGCCAAGAGCUGGUGGUAGCCUGAACCUGCUUGAUGGAGUUAGAAGUAGUUUAUAGCUUGAGGGGGAACUAGAGCAGGGUUCAUGGAUGGGAAAACAUUUAAGCUGGGCCUUGAAGGAAGAGAUUUGAAAGGGAACCACAGAAAAAAGCACAGGUAACAUGUCUUGAGCAGUGAGUCGUCAAUCAGUGUGGUAAUGAAAGAAGGAAGAAGAGAAAGCUGAAAGGUUAAGACCAGAAAAUGGGAAUUCUCAGAGCCUUACUAAAUGUGUCUAGGUUUUAUUUGAUGGAGAAAUGAGAGUCAUUAAUAGAAUGGAGAGACACUACAUCUUAGGGGUAACAGGAAGACCAAUCAGAUAAGAGGAGCAAACUCAAAAAGAAGGGGUUAUCAACCAUGUAAACUUUUUAGUAGGAUGAAGAUUAAUACCACUGAUAACUUUAAGUAGAUUCAAGUUAUAGAGGCUGAAGACAGACUGUAAGCUAAGCAGGUGGGACAAACUGCAAGUAUUUAUUUCACUAUAGGCUCGCUCUUGGAUUUCAGGAGAUGAAGGAAAGUUAAAGAACUUUAGCUUGAAGAAAGUACUGAGAGUCUAGGAAGGAGUGGAAGUGGGGGAGGUUGGCAAAGGGAAACCAGAACAUUAUUUUAGGGAGACCGCUUGAAGAUUAAGAUACAGGCCAAAGAAAAAAAGCUGGCUGGAGCUUGGCUCCAGAGAAGGAACAUAUGGAAGAAUAUGAUCCAAGAUAAUGAUGGGUGCCAUGCCUUGUGAAAAGAAGGCAGUUAUGUUUCAAUAUAUGCUUUUGUAGUCUGGCAAUUUUAGCAAGUCAUGUUGUCUUUUAAACACCACACUAAAAAAGGAUAUCAACUAAAAAAGUAUAUUUGAGUUCAUGAGUCAUCAGAGAGAGAUUUUCUUUUGAAUGUGGACACUUUACUGAAUGUAAGAUCCUCCAGAUCAAGUACGUAAUAGCCCUUUUGUAGCAAGGUCUCUUUAGUGAUUAUAAAAUUAUGUAUAAAAUACUGUGAAAUGAUUUAUUUAACCUUUAUGUCUGUUUUCUAAAAAAGUGUUAGGUAACAUGCAGAAAAUAUGUGAAGUUUUGGGUUAGUUAAGAUCUCAAAUUUCUUUCUGAGUAGAUAGGAAUAGACUCUGGAGGUGGCUGUAGUGAAUAUCUGGUAUUGGCUGCCCGGCAUCUGUUUCUCUUCCUUCUUGGAGCAAUAGCCUGAAUUUCUUUUCACAACCUACCCCUCCCUCCAUUCUCACUUUUGUGAUUGAAAUGGAAUGGGCCUCACCUGCCCCACUGGAGGGCCUUGAUUAGCAGAGCCAAUCUGAACGUGUCAUCUCUCUUCAUAAUGAAUGGUUUGGAAUUGGAACAAUUACCUAAGUUGGUCCAAUCAGAGUGUUUCUUAAAGAUACUUUUUCUGAGUGUACUGACAGAUUCUCUCAUUGCUGUUUCAUGAAUGAAGAUUCAUGUAAUUCUCAGAGCUCCUCAAAGCCAGUUUAGGGUCAUGUAUUGAGGGAAGUGAGUUUGUCCAAAAUGAAGUCAACACGAAGGAAAUGAUGACAAAAAAUUGAAAGAAACUAGGUCCUAAAUCGUAUGAGAUUCUGAAUCAGUUCUCACACCUAGCAACAUGUACCUCUGUAGUUUUCAAUUGAGUGAACCAAUAAAUUUCCUUUAUUUUUUAA